Ceratosolen solmsi marchali is the source of this 1997-nucleotide messenger RNA. Its product is annotated as gonadotropin-releasing hormone II receptor-like. The transcript is spliced from 10 exons. NCBI's taxonomy places the organism in Eukaryota, Metazoa, Arthropoda, Insecta, Hymenoptera, Agaonidae. Gene Ontology annotation, cellular component: plasma membrane. Gene Ontology annotation, biological process: G protein-coupled receptor signaling pathway; cellular response to hormone stimulus. The record is from RefSeq and is a predicted model, not a curated record. Gene Ontology annotation, molecular function: peptide binding; G protein-coupled receptor activity. The coding region runs from base 144 to 1592 and encodes 482 amino acids.
GCGGCGCUCGACGCGGAAGUGCGCGUCCCGACCCCGAUGUCGAACGUCCUCGUCGGCGCGCGAAUGGCCCCAGAGGCGGGAGCGCGAUUAUGUGAUUCCGAGAGGCCGUGCGGCGCGAGUGCGUAGCCGACCGAGGCUGAGUCAUGGACAAGCUCAAGGGCACGAGGAUGAACCUCCUCCAGGACUUUAACAGUGAAUUAUGGAAGGACUCGGGCCAGAUGAAGGACUUCAAUAGUAAUGGGAGCUUGGCGAUGGCUACGAUGCCGCCCAAUAUGACAUUUACCCAUCAAUCGCUGACAAUUGUAAUCGUCUAUUGUGUCUGUUUUUUCGUCGCCGCAGUUGGCAAUCUGACGGUCUUUCUUACGCUUUCGAGGGGCAGGUAUCGCAAGUCGCGGAUAUCACUGAUGAUUUGCCACUUGUCCAUCGCCGAUUUACUCGUUGCUUUCUUCACCAUUCCCAUUGAAAUUGGAUGGCGACUAACUGUACAAUGGAUUGCUGGAAACCCGGCUUGUAAAAUAUUUUUAUUUUUAAGAGCUUUUGGCCUAUACCUGUCAAAUAAUAUUCUGAUCUGCGUUUCCUUGGAUAGAUACUUCGCCGUCCUUUAUCCCUUACGCGUGAAUGAUGCACGCCGCCGAGGAAAAUUCAUGCUCAGCAUCGCUUGGAUUUUCAGCAUCAUCUACGCCAUACCGCAGAGCAUCGUUUUCCACGUAUCAAAACAUCCAGAUCAUACGAAUUUUACACAAUGUGUCACUUUCGGCUCAUUUCCCUCGGAUUUGGUUGAAAAUACAUACACCGUAUUUUGUAUAGUGACAAUGUACUUUGUACCUCUUAUCAUUAUUUGCUGGGUGUACUUACAAAUAUUGUGCGAGAUUAGUAGCAAAUCAAGGGAUAAUAAACCAGUUGUAACGAAAUCGUGCAGUAAUGGGACACUCGAGAGUUCAAACAGUACUCAGGGAAGUCGAAUGCGAUUACGACGAUCGGAUAUGUCAAGUAUCGAAAGAGCACGAAGUAGAACACUCAAGAUGACUAUCAAAAUAGUUGUAGCUUUCAUUUUUUGCUGGACGCCCUACAUCACGAUGAAUCUUUGGUAUGUGAUCGAUAAGAAGAGCGCCCAAAGAGUUAAUGAAAUGGUGCAAGAAUCACUUUUCAUAAUGGCGGUAGGAAAUUCCUGUGCCAACCCCUUAGUUUAUGGGAGUUAUGCAAUCGAUUUGAAAAAGGAGUGUUGUCGUUGUUUUCUUCCUAGCACAUCGAGAAAGUCCAAUGUCGAUGUCAAUCUCAUUCAGCGUAGCUUAGGUUCAAAAUUCCAGAAAAUAGAUAUGAAGUCCCCGGGCGUCAGCAAACAAAUAGUUCAUAGUGUUCGUCAAGCCGUGCACGGCUUGCUUAAAGUUGGAAGCGGACAAACGAAAAGCACAGCCAUUUGCGGCAAGGCAACGGCGCCCUCGAGCCCAAGAUUCUUCGUCUCAGCUACGUCGAAGGGACUUAUCGUUGAGAACAUGCCGCUCCGAACAAUUAAACCAAAAUUCAAGGGAAAUAUUCUUAAAUCACCGUGCAAUGAACCCGCUGAAGACUUUUUACAACAAUCAACCAUUUGAAAUUCACCGUCGGAGUUAUCAAAAAUAGGAAAUUAAGUCGUGUAAAAAAUUUUUUUGCCAGCAUGGUGCUUACGUGUUUGCUAAAAUCUCGCUCGAUGCAGAAUGAAAAUUCACCAAUAUUAAUUAAUUUUUCAUCACUGCAAACAUCUUAAAGUGUAUACUAUGUACUCGAUAAUUGAAUAAGUAUUCUAUUGAUUUUUAAUGGGAAAUAUUAAUGUAGCCAGCGAGGAUGAGAUUCAUCGUGUAUAUUAAAAUAUGACGAAUUUAAUCUUAUCGAAACGCAAGGCCACAAUUUAAUAUUAAUUUUUAUAUUAAAACAUAUUAAGAAAUCAAUCUUAUUGAUAUUAAUGACAAUGAUAAAGGAUGAUCGAUAGAUACUUUAAUUGCAGCCAUUUAAAAACUAUA